Plutella xylostella (diamondback moth) is the source of this 1596-nucleotide messenger RNA. It is a transcript of the gene ND-51, whose product is annotated as NADH dehydrogenase (ubiquinone) 51 kDa subunit. The record is from RefSeq and is a predicted model, not a curated record. Gene Ontology annotation, molecular function: NAD binding; FMN binding; NADH dehydrogenase (ubiquinone) activity. Lineage: Eukaryota; Metazoa; Arthropoda; Insecta; Lepidoptera; Plutellidae. Gene Ontology annotation, cellular component: respiratory chain complex I. Gene Ontology annotation, biological process: mitochondrial electron transport, NADH to ubiquinone.
AUACUUAUUUUGUUGGCAAACUAUUAAGUUACAGCUGGUAUCAUUAUUAUUUGAAGUUUGUUUCGGAAAAAAUGGCUGGCGUGCUGGCGAAAGUUGUUCAGGGAACAAAAACACAUUUUGGCAUUGUCGGCCCUCUGGUGAGUGUCAACAAUGGAGCUGUGCGGUACCAGCAGACGGCUGCUCCCACGAAGACCAAGUUCGGUCCUCUGGCGGACAGCGACCGAGUGUUUACCAACUUGUAUGGUCGCCACGACUGGAGGUUAAAGGGAGCCCUCGCCCGCGGUGACUGGUACAAGACCAAGGAGAUCCUGCUGAAGGGUCAUGAGUGGAUUCAAGGUGAACUAAAGACCUCAGGUCUCCGUGGUCGAGGAGGCGCCGGUUUCCCCACCGGUAUGAAAUGGUCGUUCAUGAACAAGCCCUCUGAUGGCCGCCCCAAGUACCUAGUAGUGAAUGCUGAUGAAGGAGAGCCCGGCACGUGCAAGGAUCGUGAGAUUAUGCGUCACGACCCACACAAGCUGGUGGAAGGGUGUCUGAUUGCUGGCAAGGCUAUGGGAGCUCAAGCUGCGUACAUCUACAUUAGAGGAGAGUUUUACAAUGAGGCCAGCAACUUGCAGGUUGCGAUUGCUGAGGCAUACCAAGCAGGUCUGAUCGGCAAGAAUGCUUGUGGUUCCGGCUACGACUUCGACGUCUACGUCCACCGCGGAGCCGGAGCUUACAUCUGUGGAGAGGAGACGGCUCUCAUUGAGUCCAUUGAGGGAAAGCAGGGCAAGCCGCGCCUUAAGCCGCCAUUCCCCGCUGAUGUUGGUCUGUUUGGAUGCCCAACCACUGUGAACAAUGUUGAGACUAUUGCUGUUUCACCAACCAUCUGCCGUCGCGGAGGCAGCUGGUUCGCCUCCUUCGGACGGGCGCGUAACUCGGGCACGAAACUGUUCAACAUCUCCGGCCACGUCAACACUCCUUGUACUGUCGAGGAGGAGAUGAGCAUACCGCUCAAGGAGCUGAUUGAGCGGCACGCGGGAGGGAUACUCGGUGGAUGGGACAACCUGCUGGCGAUCAUCCCUGGGGGGUCGUCGACGCCGUUGAUUCCUAAGGACGUCUGCGAGACAGUCCUAAUGGACUUCGACGGCCUCGUAGCCGCACAAACAUCCCUCGGGACGGCCGCCAUCAUCGUGAUGAACAAGCAGACCGACAUCGUGAAGGCCAUCGCCCGGCUCAUCAUGUUCUACAAGCACGAGUCCUGCGGGCAGUGCACGCCGUGUCGCGAGGGAGUGUCGUGGAUGAAUAAGAUUAUUUACAGAAUGGUGGACGGUAACGCGUCACCGAAAGAAAUCGACAUGCUUUGGGAGAUCUCCAAACAAAUUGAAGGCCACACAAUCUGCGCGCUAGGCGACGGCGCGGCGUGGCCCGUCCAAGGUCUGAUCCGGCACUUCCGGCCCGAGCUGGAGCGCCGCAUGGACGAGUACGCGGCGCAGCACGGGCCCAGCAAGGCCGAGCGGCUGUACUAGACCACCCUGUAGAUGUAGGAUCACGGGCGCGGGAGCGACGAUACGGCGAACAUACUGUAGAUAGGCCGUAUAGGGAAAGAAAGCUGGACAG